AUGUCACUAGUGAGUGAGUGGUUAAAUGGGACUGUGUUCUCUGAACGUCCAUGGCCAGAGGGAGAGAAGUGGCUGCUGGUGGCCGUGUUGGGCCUAGAGAUGAUCAUGGGAGUUGUGGGAAAUGGUCUAGUUCUGCUGGUCAAAGUCAUGUGCAGGGGUCAGUUCUGCUGUCGUUAUUGGUUUCCUUUCAUCAGUCUCACCUUGUCAGAUUUCGGCUGCUCCCUCCUCAUCAUCUCCGGCUCACUUUUGGCCAUGCUGACAGGAGGUCAGAGGUCACCAUGGUGUGAGAUCGUCAGCCUGCUGAAGUUCGCCUUCAUCGCCUCCUCUAUAGGGAGCAUCGCGAUCCUCUGUGUGCAGCGGCUGACUGGCGUGGUCUCCACAGGAAGUGCUUGCUUUGUUGUAGUUGUGACAGUGUGCUUGGCCUCUUGGGUGACAGGGGUGGUGUUCGGGAGUGUCCCUGUUGUCUACGCCUGGAUCAAGUAUGACCCUGCUGAGAUGCUUUGUGCUGUCUUCUGGGAGAGCAGCUACUCAGACAUGUUAGUCUACAUCCUCUGUGCCUUCUCCAUCUGUAUCUUCUUCCCCUUCCUUCUCAUCCUCCUCUGCUCUCUACUGACUGCCUUCGGCUGUCAUUUGAGCAGCACCAGUGACGAUGAAGUAGAUCUGUCUGCGGUCACUCCCCUGCUGGUGGCCUCCUACCUGCUCUGCUACACUCCCUUUGUUGUGUCUGAGCUGAUCCUGCUGGGUAGGAUGAACCUGUCACCGGCACCUGAUUGGCUAAGGACGCUGUCAUCAGUGAUGUCAUACCUAGACUGUGGUCUUAACCCUCUUAUCUACUGCUCGCAUCAGGAUUUCCGGGAGGCAGGCCUGGCCCUGCUGUGGUCUAAAAGGAAACCACGGUCAGAGCCUGUCCUCACUGCUAUCACUAAACUUCACCUGUAAAUACACUUCCACUUUUAUUAGACUGAACAAU
Molecule: messenger RNA, 970 nt
Organism: Acanthopagrus latus (yellowfin seabream)
Lineage: Eukaryota; Metazoa; Chordata; Actinopteri; Spariformes; Sparidae
Product: parapinopsin
Exons: 8
Coding region: 1-939 (312 amino acids)
Biological process (GO): G protein-coupled receptor signaling pathway
Cellular component (GO): membrane
Molecular function (GO): G protein-coupled receptor activity
Source: RefSeq, a predicted model, not a curated record